UUCAUAUACACAGCGGCGCUGCUUAAUUCAGUCACCAUCAUACGUCAGGAUGGUAGCAGCGUCGUCUUCUUCGCGGUCAAAGCCCGUGAAGCGGGUCAAGGGAGGGACAGAGACAACAAAGUCGCAUCGAUUCGAACCGUUUUCGCAGCGCGUCGCAAAGCUCAAGAUCGAUCCCAUCCAUCGCGUGCGCCGCCCCAGCUUCGGUGAAGAAGGCGACGAGACCUCCUCCUACUUUCGUUCGGCCUUCGAUCACUGGGUGGAGUUGAACCUGUCCGAGAAUUUCGUACAAUUCGCCCGUCGAGUCAACCCGCUGUGCGAGAGUCUGGCCCAGAUCCUGUACCACGAGGACAAGAUUAUGAACCUGCUGGUGGAGUUCAUCGAGAAGAGGGAUCAGUUGUCGAUAGAGCCACUCUUGGCUCUUCUUGCCCAAUUUGCACGAGAUCUGGGUGUACGCUUCGAGAAGCACUUCGCCACGGCCGUCACCCUCGUCGCAUCCGUUGCAGCCACCCACACUGACGUCGAAGUUGUCGAAUGGAGCUUCAGCUGCUUGGCAUGGAUCUUCAAGUUCCUUUCGCGACUUUUGGUCCCAGACCUUCGGCAGCUGUUGGGCAUCAUGACUCCCUAUCUCGGCAAAGAACGACAAAAGACACAUGUUGCCCGAUUCGCCGCCGAGUCCAUGUCCUUCCUUAUUCGCAAGGCGGGUCUGGUCUAUUACAAGAAUCCCACUCCCCUUCAACGUGCGGUCUCGUUCCUACUGGAGGAUCUACGUCAAGCAGCUGGUGACGACAAGAAUGUCGAUAUCUACAAGGACGGACUUAUGGCCAUGUUCUCCGACGCCAUCAAGGGUGUCAAGAAUGGCAUUCACUCUAACGGAACUGAUAUCCUGACUUGCAUUCUGGAACAUAUCUGCAACGGUGAUGAUCUACAAAGCAGUCUGGCGCUAGACGUCACUUGCGGAUUGCUUAUCAACUUAAUGCACAAUACGACGGCCGAGACCUAUGAACCCAUCCUGGAUACCGUCCGCUCUUACAUCGAAUCAUCCUGCUCCAAGACCGACAAGCAACAUGCGAACGCAUGCUGUCGCUUGAUAUUCCAGUGUAUCGCCACUCGCAAGGGUUCUCGAGUCAAGGUCUGGAAGCCUGUUCAUAAUAUCCUCCUUCGUCUGCUCAAGAAGGCUGCAGAAGCGCCGGAGGCGUACGCUGAGGCUGCCCCGCAGCUUCUGACUGCUGUCGCAUAUGCACUUCAAGUCUCUCCAAUGGACGAGAUGUUGCCAUACAUGCGUUCACUCAUGGAUGCUGUGACCAACGACAAACUUACAUCCUUCUUCCUGCCGUUUUGUGCUACCUUCUCGGAGUGGGGUCCCGAGAGAUUCCACAGCGUCGUCCUGCCUUAUUUCCAGAAAUUCGUCAACACAUUGUGGCAGGAGCACGAGCAUGAGCUCUGCCUGGCCUUGUUGCGACUGAACCAGGCUGGCUGCAUUACAUCAGAAGCCUCGAAGCCUGGUUAUAUUACCUGCCCUGCAACGUGGAAAUCCCGUGUCAAGGAUACACUAAGCAAGCCCACACACAAUGCUACAGAACUGAGCCUUGUCAACGCAUAUUCUAAGCUUCCGAAUGCGAUAUCUUUGUCAACGGAACCGACUUUGUUGCCUGAUAUGGUACAAACCUUGCACGGUCAUCUGCUUCGCACCUUGAAGAAGAACAAGAAGAAUGUGGAUACGUCUGCGAGAACCAAAUUCUACUUGGGCCAAGGCUUCAAGGCAUAUGUGGAACUUGCCUUGCAGUCCGAGAAACUCGACCGCUCUCUCUGGAAGCAGAUCAGCGCAGUAGCCGCAACGUACUCUCGUCUCCCGGUGUUCCUCGAAGCGACGCUGGCUUAUAUCUCGGCUCUGAACGGAGACAUCGACCUCAAUGACUCCACCGUCGAAGACUUUGCGGAUGUGCUCAUUACAAAUCUCAACGGCCCGUCUCAGAAACUCAGGUUAUUGUCUUUGAAGAUCCUUAGAGAACUGGUUCAAGCGUUGGGCGACGAUGCUGAGAUGGUCUCUCUCGCCAUUGAGAUUGAAGAGAGUCAGUUGACGCUUCAUAGCCAUAGAGUUUUGGCAAUGCAAGUGCGUAAACUUGCUCUAGCUUAUCCACAGGUGGUCCCCCGCAGGUGGAUGGCUAGGUUGAUUCCCAACUUCUGUUUUGGACUCUUUUCCAAGAAGAUGACUCCGUUGUGGGACGAUUCUGCGGAGGCCUUGAAAUCAAUGAGCGAGAAUCCCGAGGGUGAGAAGAUCAUUUCGGAUCUUGCCAUGAAGUGGCUCCUCGAACGGGGCUCUUUGGACACGAGUGCAGAUGAGCAAGAGGAAGAAACCCCUGACUACCGGUCUGGUUAUUUCCAGUGCUUUAACGCGGCCAGGAUUGAAGAUAUAUCCGCUAAAUACUUCCAAGGCCCUGAGCAACCCGAUUCAAUGCUAGAGGACGAGUACAGCAAGGAUCAUACCUUCACGGAUGCACUACCAGCUUCUCCCCGAACCCAUGCUCUUCGUGUUCUGAACGCCAUCCCCAAUAUCGCAGAGAAACGAUUCCGCCAAAUCGCGCCCUUGUUUCUCCAGUGGGCUUCGCGUGAUGACGACGAGAGUUCCUCGGACGAAGACUUCAUCCCCUGGGGUUUCCUCGAUCGUCUGGCAUUCCUCAGGCUUCUUGGUCAAUUCGUCAAUCCUCGUGUUCUAUACAGGGCUCCUGAGAUUCAUGAUGCUAUUCUGGGAUUGCUUUGCCAUGGUAACUCGGACAUUCAAAAAUGCGCACUCAAAGCUCUUUUUACUUGGAAGUCACCAAGUAUUGUCCCUUACCAAGAGAAUCUUAUGAAUAUCAUGGAUGAAAACCGCUUUAGGGAUGAGCUUUCUGUGUUCGUUCGCGUUGGUGGUGAAGAUAGCUUGAUCGAGGAAGCACACCGGCCUGAGCUCGUUCCUGUUCUCCUCCGUGUAUUGUAUGGUCGUAUGAUCUCGAAGGCUGGCGCGACUUCUAGCCAGGCAGGGCAAACGGGUCGGAGAAAGGCCAUUUUGAGAACCUUGUCACAACUACCUGAUAAGGAAUUCGAGGUCUUCAUGCAAGUCUCCUUCGGUCCUCUUAGCGAUGUCAGUCUUGUCCGCGAUGGUCAAAUUGAGCAGCAAGCUUUCGAGCAAUCUCUGGCUAGUCCGAGGAAGCAAAUGGGUCUGCUGAAGAUGAUUGAAACUGUCUUCGAAACACUUCAAAACCGAAUGGUCCCCUAUGCGGAGAGAUCCAUGAACGUGGUGCUUUAUUGUCUUGUGCGAGCAUGCCGGGAGCUUGAGAAGGCGCAGACGGCGUCAGCUGCAGACUCGCAAGAAGAACGGCAGCUGACAGUGCUGCGUAAUAUUCGCUACACGUGCAUACGCUGUCUCGACCUCAUCUUUGCCAUGUCUCUCGACACUGACUGGUCGUCUUACGUUCGCAUCAUUUUUGACGAGGUGAUCAAUUCAAGACUGGAAGGUUUCGCCAUUGAAACCGCUCAGGGUGUAUCCGGUCUCCUCAAGCUCUUCCAUACCUGGGCUACUUCCCCGAAAUCGUCAUUCUAUCUCACCAAAUUCAACGAUGCCUUGUUGACGAAGGUGGUGGAUAUCCUUGGUGUCGACUCCGCACGAGAUGAAGUCAAGGCUUUCGUCAUGGAUGAGGUCUUGAAUCCCUUGAUCGGGCUGGCCACUGGAAAGACGCUUCAGGAUAACGAGACCAUGAGUGAUAUUCCUGCGGACGAAAUUAGGUCCCAGGUUUUGGGUCCUUAUAUUGAGCACAUUCUGUCUCACUUGGCUCAGCUCCUCAAACGUGGCCCCUCCCGUACUUUGCUCGUCUCGGGUGUUCAAACUCUUUCUCUCAUCUCGCCCUGCGUUGAAUCUUCGAAGGAGACAUACAGCCUUAUCAGCAUCACUACCUAUCUUCUCCGCCAACCCCCCGACAGAGUCUCCCCUAAAACUAAAUCCGGCCUCCUGCGCUCCCUGGAGCAUUUCCUACCCUUAUUCAACACCCAGGAGGAUCUUGAGCUCACCAAGGCCGUUUUUGAGGCCAUCUCGUCCCUUUUCGAUUACUUCCGGGACGAUGCGAACAGAGAGGUUCUGUCCAGAGUCUUCACGGCGUUUGCCACCCACGACUCUGAUCUUACCAAGGUUGCUAGUCUGUGUGAGGACUUGAACUCCAUCUCUAGAAAGAAGCUGGAAGUCGAUUACGAACGCCGACUGCAAGCUUUCAGAGAAAUCAACGACAAUUUGUGGGGCAAGCUUGACGCUAAGCAGUGGCGCCCGCUGCUCUACAACGUGUUGUAUCAAGUCAAAGACGAGGAAGAACUCGCGAUCCGAACGAGUGCUGCUUUCGGCCUGAAGCGAUUCAUGGAGCGAGCCAUUCUUCCCAAUGACCAAGACGAAAUGGAAGUGCUUGUAACCGAUAUCUUGUUCCCUGCUUUGCAGGCCGGUGUUCGCCAGAAGUCAGAGCUUAUCCGCGCCGAAUUUGUGGCUGCGCUCGGAUAUUUCAUCAAGCUGAACCCUGAACGCCCAACCGUGAAAGACAUGCAUGUCUUGCUUGUGGGUGACGAUGAAGAAGCCUCGUUCUUCAACAAUGUCCUGCACAUCCAACAACAUCGUCGUCUGCGUGCACUGCGCCGUUUGGCAGGCGAAGCAGCCAAGGGCAAUCUUCAGGCGUCCAACAUUAGCACCAUCUUCAUUCCUCUCAAUGAACACUUUGUGUUUGACGAAGAGGUCGAUGAGGCGGCUCACAACUUGACCGCCGAGGCUGUGAAUACCAUUGGCACUCUGGCAGAAUCUUUGGAGUGGCCCCAGUUCCGUGCCAUCUUCCGGAGAUAUCGUGGCUACAUGCAAAGCAAGUCGGAAUUGGAGAAGAGCAUUUUGAGACUUCUUGGUAAGAUGUCUGACUCGUUGACCAACGCCAUGAAACAGCAUAAAGCUAUCAAGGAUGCUGCUCAGAGUGGGAUGGACGGUCUUGAGACGUCAGAGCCGACCUCCACUCUCGCACGAACCAUCCCUUCAGCCGCAAAGGUUGCGAACGAGCUUACUUCUAAUUUCAUCCCUCAGUUGACCAACUUCAUUCACCACAAGGAUGAAGCGCAGAUGAGUCUACGUCUGCCAGCUGCGGUCACGACCAUCAAGCUUUUGAAGUUGCUGCCUGAGGAAGACAUGGCCAUCCGUUUGCCCCCAGUUCUGCUGGAUGUUUGCAGCAUUCUUAAGAGUAAGGCUCAGGAUUCACGAGACACUGCUAGAAAGACACUCAAUGAGAUUGCGCUCCUGCUGGGUCCUGGUUACCUCAGAUACAUCCUGAAGGAACUGCGUACCACUUUGACCAAGGGCUAUCAGCGUCACGUGCUUUCAUUCACUGUUCACUCUAUACUCGUCGGUACGACAGACGUGUUCAAACAGGGCGAUCUGGACGACUGCCUGACAGAACUGGGCUCUAUUAUCAUGGACGACACGUUUGGCGCUGUGGGCCAGGAGAAGGAGGCAGAAGAGUAUGUGAGCAAGAUGACGGAAGUCAAGAGCAGCAAGAGCUACGAUUCGAUGGAGCUCUUAGCAAAGAAUGCUACUGUUCCCAACCUUGCCAGGCUCCUCCGACCUCUGCAAUCGCUUCUUCUGGAGAAGCUCAACUCCAACAUUAUCAGGAAAGUCGACGAGCUACUGCGAAGAAUUGGCGUGGGUCUUUUGAGGAACCCUGGAGUGGAAAGUCGCGACAUCCUGAUGUUCUGCUACGAAAUCAUCAAGGAGACGUACAAAGGACCCAUUCAAGCGGAGAACAAGACAGUCAAAUCGGCACAGGAAGAAAAUCUGUUGAUUGACCUCAAGUUCCACAAGCGAAGCGACAAGAAAGGAAGCACGACUUCUUAUCUUUACAAGUUGACGCGCUUCUCUCUCGAUGUCCUGCGUACUGUCUUGAACAAGUACAAUUCCUUGCUCACGCCCGGAAAUCUGGCUGGGUUCAUUCCUGUCAUCGGCGAUUCACUGGUCCAGGCACAUGAGGAAGUUAAGACUUCAGCUCUCCGCUUGUUGUCGACAAUCAUCAAGCUUCCGAUUCCGGAAAUUGAUGCCAAUCAUCAUGUGUAUAUCACAGAAGCUGUCAAGGUCGUCAAGGAGGCACCGAGCACCAAUACGGAGGCUGCGCAAGCGUCCUUGAAACUGAUUACGGCAAUGCUACGAGAACGAAAGAGCACCAAAAUCAGGGACGGUCACCUUGCCUAUCUCCUCCAACGUCUCAACUCAGAUAUUGAGGAGCCUGACCGUCAAGGUAUAGCCUUCAACUUCGUCCGUGCAGUGAUGUCUCGCAAGUUUGUGGUGCCUGAAAUGUAUGAACUGGCUGAUAGCAUCGCUACCAUGAUGGUCACCAACCAGACUCGCGCCGCUCGUGAUUUAGCACGGGGCACGUACGUCCACUUCUUGAUUGAAUACCCGCAAGCCAAGAACAGAUGGACCAAACAGCUUAGUUUCUUGGCCAAGAACCUGGAAUAUAAGCAUCAAGAAGGGCGCCAAUCAGUCAUGGAGGCCAUUCACUUGUUGCUGUCUAAGACGGGCGAUGAGCUGGCUCAAGACAUUGUCAGCACGUUCUUCCUGCCCAUUGUCAUUGUGAUGUCGAAUGACGAUGCGCCUGAGUGCAGGGAGAUGGCUGGUCACCUAUUGGGCGAGUUGUACUCCAGGGCCGAUAGGGAACAGAUGAAGUCUAUGCUUACGCCUCUACACUCGUGGCUAGAACAGACGGAAAACAUGCUCUUGAACAGCACUGGCCUACAGGCCAUGAGAAUCUACUUCGAAGUCGAGGCGACGGAGAAAGACAAGGAGGCUCGAUUCGUUCUGGAUAUCUUGCCGUCCAUCAUGCAGCCAGUCCUCAAAGCCGACGAUAAUGAGAAUUGGCAGACGCUGUACUUCGCUCUUCAGCUUUUCUCGAAGCUCUGCAAGACCGUCCCCGCUCUGGCGCUUUCCCCGGAGCGUGCGCCGAUCUGGGCUGCCGUCCGCGAGAGUCUCUUCUACACCCACGCCUGGGUCAAAACCUGCGCCUCAAAUCUGGUUGGCACAUGGUUCGCGGACCUAGCACGCUUCAACGCCACCAAUGGCUACGCCUCAAUCCCGCUGGCUGGUUCCACGGGGUUGUCCCUCGACAAAGAUGCUAUGUUGCAGCUGAUCCGUGCCAGCUUGCGCUGUCUCCACACCCCGGCAGUCAGCGAGGAGCUUGCCAUGCAAUCCGUCCGCAAUCUUAUAUUCCUGGGUCGCUGCUGCGCUCAGAACGGGUUGGAGUUCACGCGGUCGGGUGGCAAGGACGCAGAGUCGGACGCUAGUGACAGUGAGCACGAAGAUGACGAGGAAGCCCAGCGGUCGUCCUCUCCCAAGUCCAAGCCUGCCAUUCGGUAUAUCUUCGAGCAGACGUCUUCCAUUCUCCGCCGAGAACUCAUCACCACACGGGCGGAGUCCUUGAUUCCCAAGACCGCUGCCAUCGGUCUUCUCGCUUCGCUGUGCCGCCAUCUCGAGGUUGACCAGCUCAGCGGAUCUCUCGCGGUCAUCCUGCUCCCUCUCCAGCACAUGACGGACAACACCAUCCCGGCGCCCCGCUCCUCGGACGAGGCGUUCCGCGAGUCGUACAAAUCCCUGGUGGCCAACUGCCACGAAGUGCUCGAUAUUCUGCAGAAGAAGCUCGGUACCACCGAGUUCGUGAAGCAGAUGGGCGAAGUCCAGGAUGCAAUCAAGGAGCGACGUGAAGGCAGACGCGUUAAGCGACGCAUCGAGGCGGUUGCCGAACCCGAGAGAUACGAGAAGGACAAGAGGAGGAGGAACGACCGCAAGCGCGAGAAGCGCAAGGAACGAGGAGCCGAGCACCGCGGCAAGAGACGUGGUUGGUAAGAGGAGUGGGUGAUUUGCUAAGCGAAUUGUUUCCUUUUUCUCAUCUUCUGGAGCUGUCAUAUAAAAAGUCCACGGCGUUGACGGAGAGGAUAGGAGAUUUCU
Aspergillus brunneoviolaceus CBS 621.78 is the source of this 7981-nucleotide messenger RNA. Its product is annotated as putative HEAT repeat protein (DRIM). The record is from RefSeq and is a predicted model, not a curated record. NCBI's taxonomy places the organism in Eukaryota, Fungi, Ascomycota, Eurotiomycetes, Eurotiales, Aspergillaceae. Gene Ontology annotation, cellular component: 90S preribosome; small-subunit processome; nucleolus. The transcript has a single exon. The coding region runs from base 50 to 7879 and encodes 2609 amino acids.